AUGUCGUCGAACUUGCCAGUACGAAGGGUUCCUAUCCGCACCCGAAGUACGGCCACGAAAACGGACGAAAACGCCCAGGGGUACCAGCCGCACCGUACGGCAGCCUCGAAAGAUGCACUGGACAAGGGAAAGAUGUCUACAGUCGCUGCUACGAAUACGGCCGUGUGUCCUUCGGCCACGGCCAACAACGGCAUUCUCGGAACCCGCAAGCGAGCAGCGUUGGGCGACCUGACCAACGCUGCUCGCUCGCGGCAGGCCAACAUGCGAAAGGGUGACGAAGGUAAGGUCGAUGAGAAGAAGCCUGCGAUGCGUCUUCGCCAGGCGGCGACGACGGUCACGCUGCCGCCUCGCUCAGCCUCCCAGUUGCCUGCGCGCCCAGCGGCGACGCGUCGUAUGGUUCGGCCGAAGGAGCCGGAAGCCAUGGUGAUUGAUGAUGUGCCCAUGCGCGAGAGUGGGAGUGAUAAGGAGAAUAUGGACGUGCUAGAUGAGGAGGCACGGGAGGUGAAGCGAGCGCGGACGACGCAGGCGGCGGCGGAGGCCGGUGUAGUGGCUGCGGCCGAAGGCACUGCCACGACACGUCCCAAGGAUGAAGGUUGGGAAGAUUUGGACAAGGACGAUGCAGACGACCCUUUGAUGGUCGCUGAGUACGCGGAAGAGAUCUUUUCGUACAUGCGCAAGGUCGAGAUGCAGUGCAUGCCGAAUGGCAACUAUAUGAGCCUGCAGCGUGACUUGAAUUGGCAUCUGCGUGGCGUCUUGGCUGACUGGCUGAUUGAGACGCAUGCCAAGUUCCGCCUGCUGCCAGAGACGCUGUUCCUUGCGCUCAACAUUGUGGAUCGGUUCUUGAGUCUGCGAACCAUUUCGCUGUCGAAGCUGCAGCUGGUCGGUGUGACGGCGCUGUUUAUUGCGGCCAAGUAUGAAGAAGUGCUGUGCCCAUCGAUCCAAAACUUUUUGUAUGUCGCAGAUGGCGGCUAUACCGACGAAGAGAUUCUGCGUGCGGAGCGUUACAUGCUCAAGGUCCUCAACUUUGACAUGAGCUACGCGUCGCCCAUGAACUUUUUGCGCCGUAUCUCGAAGGCGGACAAUUACGAUAUCCAAACACGCACGGUCGCCAAGUACUUUAUGGAGAUCUCCCUUGUGGAUCACCGAUUGUUGGACCACCCUCCUUCGCUGGUCGCCGCCGCCGCCGUGUGGCUUGCACGUGAAGUGCUGGAGCGUGGCGAGUGGACGCCGACACUGGUCCACUACUCGACGUAUGCUGAGCCGGAGCUGCUAGGCACAGCGGAGAUCAUGUUGGACUACUGCCUGCGUCCGCCGGCGCACUUGCACUUCCACAAAAAGUACAGCAGCAAAAAGUUUAUGCGCGCGAGUGCGUACGUGUUGGAGUGGGCCAAGACCACUUUCCCUCACGCCGUAAUUACGCAGAACGAUAUCGCCGUCGGCAAGUGGACCGACGAGAAUGGCGAGAAGCACUCGCUGGAUAUGCUGCGUGUGGACUUGUACGAACGCCAUGGCCAUCCCCGGCCGACGGUGCUGCCUCUGGGCCCAGCCGCGGAUGUGAUGUCCACAGAGACGCACCUGGAUUCGCUCGGUGCCUACAUGCCCUCGCGGUGA
Messenger RNA from Malassezia pachydermatis, 1611 nucleotides. Its product is annotated as g2 mitotic-specific cyclin cdc13. The record is from RefSeq and is a predicted model, not a curated record. Gene Ontology annotation, biological process: G2/M transition of mitotic cell cycle; regulation of cyclin-dependent protein serine/threonine kinase activity. Gene Ontology annotation, cellular component: cytoplasm; centrosome; nucleus. Gene Ontology annotation, molecular function: cyclin-dependent protein serine/threonine kinase regulator activity. The transcript is spliced from 2 exons. Bases 1 to 1611 code for a protein of 536 amino acids. Lineage: Eukaryota; Fungi; Basidiomycota; Malasseziomycetes; Malasseziales; Malasseziaceae.